Entamoeba invadens IP1 is the source of this 408-nucleotide messenger RNA. RefSeq lists its product as hypothetical. Bases 1 to 408 code for a protein of 135 amino acids. NCBI's taxonomy places the organism in Eukaryota, Evosea, Mastigamoebida, Endamoebidae. The transcript has a single exon. The record is from RefSeq and is a predicted model, not a curated record.
AUGAACAAAGACAUCGACUUCGAAAAGUACACUCAACGAGAAAACAUAUUCAACUUUUUGGAACUUUUUGCAUCUGGUGUGACACUAGUGGUCAUCUCAAUUGCGUUUGUGUUUGUCGGUGGUGGUGUGUUUUUCGGACAAAACAUAUUCUUCUACGAGUUUGUGAUCAUUUUGUGUAUACUUAUUGAAACACUCCUUUUCAUCGCACACGCCCUUCUUUCAGUACGAAUCCGCCAAAAGGACGAACCGUACCCACCAUGUCUCUCUUUUAUAACACUUGCGUUGGCAUCGUGUUGCAUUGUUUUACUUUUUGUGUGCCUCCCCUUUUCAUUCAGAAGGGAAGAGCAACCAAUCACCAAAGACACUCUUGAUUUCUAUGAACGUCUCGUUUGUGUUGUUGUAAAUUAA